UAUAAAAGCUCCCGCAUCCUCCUCUGCCUCUGACACUCUCUGUUUGAAUGAUACAGUGUCUUCUCCUCUCCUCCUCCUGUGUUUUCUCGGAAACAUUUUCCUGCAGAAGAAAUUCAAAUUCUCGUCUAUGGUUCUGACUCAAGCUUCCAAAAUGUCCCGGACCGAAGAGGUGCACCGUAUAACGGAGAACGUCUAUAAGUCCAUCAUGGAGCAGUUCAACCCUUGCUUAAGGAACUUUGUCGCCAUGGGGAAGACUUACGAGAAGGCCCUCUCCAGUGUGACAUUUGCAGCAAAAGGCUACUUCGACGCACUGGUGCGGAUGGGAGAGCUGGCCAGCGAGAGUCACGGCUCUAAGGAUCUUGAAGAGGCAGCAUGGGAUGUGCUUUUUCAGAUGGCGGAGGUUCACCGACAGAUCCAGAUGCAGCUAGAGGACAUGCUGAAAUCAUUCCACAAUGAACUGCUCACAGAACUGGAAAAAAAAGUGGAAUUGGAUGUUCGCUACUUAAAUGCAGCUCUGAAGAAAUAUCAGAUGGAACACAAAAGCAAAGGAGAGAGUCUGGAGAAGUGCCAGGCCGAACUGAAGAAACUGCGCAGGAAGAGUCAGGGCAGCAAGAACCCCUCCAAAUAUGGAGACAAGGAGAUGCAGUACGUCGAGACCAUCAGCAGCAAACAAAAUGAGCUGGAUAACUACAUCGCUGAGAGCUACAAGAAUGCCCUGUCCGAAGAGAGACGGAGGUAUUGCUUCCUUGUUGACCGUCAGUGUGCAGUGGCCAAAACGAGCAACACCUACUACACCAAGGGCAGAGACUUGCUGACGCAAAAGAUACCAUUGUGGCAACAAGCAUGUGCCGACCCAAAUAAACUCCCAGAGCGGGCGAUGCUUCUGGCUCAGCAAAUGGGCUCAGGAGUGACAGGGACGCUGGGUCCCAGUGUCCACCACACCUCUAAAUCUAGCCUGACCAUCUCAGACCCCAUCCCUGGGGCCAAGCCACUUCCUGUGCCCCCUGAGCUCGCAGUUCUCAUGGGGAACCAACAGAUGAGGAUGAUGGGAGCAGAUAGUGUUCCCAUGGUGAAUGGCUCAGGGGUCCAUGGCGGAGAAGACUACCAACGCUGGAUGGAGACCAGAGCCGCACAUGAGAAACCAGCCCACAGACACGGCGUAGAGACCUUCUCCAACACCCUGCCUGUCCGCAAGGUUGCGCCUGUAAAGCCCAAGAACACUCUGGCAGAGACACAAACCCUACCCAGGUCAAGCUCGAUGGCAGCUGGGCUGGAGAGAAAUGGACGGACACGCGUUCAGGCCCUCUUCUCCCAUGCCGCCGGGGACAACAGCACACUCCUCAGCUUUACGGAAGGAGACAUCAUCACACUGUUAGUGCCUGAAGCCCGGGACGGCUGGCACUACGGUGAAAACGAGAAAAACAGAAUGAGAGGCUGGUUCCCGUUCUCCUAUACCCGCAUGAUUCCUGAACCAGACAGCAAUAAACUCCAUGUUAGUUUGCAGCAUAGCAGGAGCAGCAGCACAGGAAAUCUUCUGGAGAGAGACAUGGUUUUGCCAACACCUGAUUACGGCAUGCCCACACGCUUCCUAACCCAGCAGCAGAGCACACCACACAGCCGACAGAGACCAUACAGCAUGGCAAUGCCAGGAUUCUCACAACAAGGGUUGGAGGAGUACCAGCCUCGAUUCCAAACGAGCCGGAGCAGACGAACAUAGCUGAUGUUUCUGAAGGUCUAGCCCAAACAUAAGUGCGGAGGGCAAAUUGAUUUCGACAGUGUGAGAGGACAGACAAACACACAGACACCACCCUCCCCUCCGUCCACACACACUCCCCUGUCUUCCUUCAUCUCUCAACAAUCCAUUCCCCUUCACUCCACCCUCAGAGGAAGAGGAUCUAGAUCCACCCUUCCCACCUUCUAUUUCCCUUAUUUUAUCCCAGUUGGAAGCAGCCUAACGGAACCGGAAUACUGAGUAUUCCAUGUUGACCUUCCUCAUUAUACGCUUCUAUCAUGAGGAUGUUGAACUUGCUUCAGUAAACAUGUUGAAUUGUUUAUAUGUAUCUCUUGCCUGUCUUUCAUGCAUGUACAUGUCAGCAAUGUUUAAACUAAAUGCAUAACUUUUGCCAUCCAGGGGUCCACGUAUUUAAAGGAAUAGUUUACAAGAAAAUUACAAUUCUGUUGUUUACAUCAUUUUAUUAUAUUAUUUUCUUCUACGGGACACAAAUACUUAUUUAUAUUAUGAUACCUAAGCAGUUUUUUUUUUCAGUGUUUUUACAUUUCAUUGCUUAUAUUGCUGAUGUAAAGGGCCUCCAUGAUCUCAUAUCUCAUCUGGAGUCAAUGAAGUAUCUAAAUGCGUCAAGUGUUGUAGAUUCUGAUGUGCAGUACAUUUGACCUUCCCUGUGUCUCAAGUGAAGAUUGAAUUGAAACAAAUUCUUUAAAUAUAAAUGACAAAAAUCGGUUGUUUCUGGAAUUCAUGGUUCAUGCAUGAAAGAAAAGACAACUGGUACCUACCUACAUAUCCAUGUCUCAUCACCAACCACGCAUAAAGGUACAAGCAGUGAGAAGCUGUGUGUUAGUGAUUUCACCACAGAUAAGAGGUAUAACCCUUCUAACCAUGGUAAAUCACCGUAACACAUGGCAACAGGUGACUCAUUGCUUGUAUAAAUAAAAGCAGAAAGAAAUGAACAAUAUAGUUUUAGUCUAGGGCCAGUUACGGUUGCCAAGCAACGUCUCAACUUUAUUAAUGUAGAAUAAAAUCCAUCAGAUUUUAGAAUCUGAACUAUCCAUUUUUUUCUUUUCUGCACUGAUGUUUGUGUUGCGGUCAUUGCAGCGAUACAUCCAUAAUCAUGAUGUGCCAAGUCUUAAUAUAAUCCAUGUGAUCCAGUGCCUUGUACAUAGCACAUAAUAUUUGUAAAUACUAUAACUUUAAAUCGAAUGUAGAAUUGUAAUCGUAUUUCUGAUUUUUUUUUUUUGACAUGGAUACAUUGUUUGAUUUGGUUCAACAAGAUCACUGUGGAUCCCUGUACAGCUUUUUGAUUCUAAACAUAUGUAAAAACAGCAAUAACCAACUUUGAUACCAUCCUUUUUUGUUUAGUAUCAAUUUGAUCAUUAUCUUCUAUGCUUACGAUACACUUACACACCACUUGUGUGAGUUUUUUAGCCUUUUUCACAGGAGUGAAAGCUGAAGUCUUUUAGUUCCAGUGUUGUAAUGAAAGGGAACUGAUUAAAUGCUUUGAAAUUGCCUUUUUCAUAGAAGCAAAAUGCUUAUGAUUAAGCUAUAAAAGAGACAACGUUUCUCUGAUGUGAUAGAAACAUUGCUUGUCUGCUCUAGUAAUUGUUUAAAGGUGCGCUGCUUUACAUUUUCUCUGUAUUGUACUUGAAAAGUCGAUUUGUUGUACAUGAAGGUGAUGCACAAUUAAAUAAAAAGCACCUUCAUUAUUACCACAAAGUAUGCGUGAAGACGACAGAUUUUACACUUUUACUUUUCUCCUGCUUUCCUGCACUAAAGACCCUGCCAGGUUCUUUGUGUCUGUGUCUCCUCCUGAUAUUCCCCCCCCCCCCAUCUUUGUCUUUUUCUGUGUGUAACUAAACCAACGUCUUGCUGUAGAUCUGCCAACACUCUUCAUCUCUGUUUUGAUGAAUUUAGAAACAAAAGCAGUAAGGUGUCAAGGACUGGAAGCCAGUGCCAGUGUUUCUUCUUUCUGCACUAGAGUAAAGGCCAUGGUACAGCCGCCACGCUAAGAGAGAACUCCACCUCUGUCAUGAUAUUUAUAUAUGUCCUUUUCUUCUGGAAUGCCCACUUUUUGGAUCUAAAAGGAGAGAAAGUACAAUAAUUGUACAGUAAAGUAUAUAAACUCCAAUGUGCAUGUAUUUUGGGCGACACCAGAACAGUGUAAUGUUGCUAAAUGACCAUGUGACUUUUUACUCUUAAAAAGAUGAAUAAACAUUUCUUCAGAUUAAA
Molecule: messenger RNA, 3961 nt
Organism: Sinocyclocheilus anshuiensis
Lineage: Eukaryota; Metazoa; Chordata; Actinopteri; Cypriniformes; Cyprinidae
Product: brain-specific angiogenesis inhibitor 1-associated protein 2-like
Exons: 16
Coding region: 128-1717 (529 amino acids)
Biological process (GO): actin filament bundle assembly; plasma membrane organization; positive regulation of actin filament polymerization
Cellular component (GO): cytosol; nucleoplasm
Molecular function (GO): cytoskeletal adaptor activity; protein binding
Source: RefSeq, a predicted model, not a curated record